Molecule: messenger RNA, 2079 nt
Organism: Etheostoma spectabile (orangethroat darter)
Lineage: Eukaryota; Metazoa; Chordata; Actinopteri; Perciformes; Percidae
Gene: st3gal5
Product: ST3 beta-galactoside alpha-2,3-sialyltransferase 5
Exons: 9
Coding region: 112-1317 (401 amino acids)
Molecular function (GO): lactosylceramide alpha-2,3-sialyltransferase activity
Source: RefSeq, a predicted model, not a curated record
CUUUCUUUAACUGUCUAUGGGCUAGUGGCGCUAGGAUGAAGAGCUAACGGGAAAAGCGGAGCAUGUAUUUAUUCUACCGAAAGGAUUCGUCAUGGCGAAACAGUGGAGUCCAUGGAAGGGACAAGAUCCAUGAGAGCCAGGGGCUAUCAGGCUUCAUCUCAGAUACCAGAGGAGUUCCCCGAUUCCACUGGGAAGGAGAACAACAUGAAGCUUCCUAAACGCUGGACAGCACACAGGUAUGGGUUGGUACCGGGUGUGGUGGUAGGUUUUCUCUGUUUGGUGAUCUUCUCUCUACCAUGGAUUCAGACAUCGAGAAGCAAACCUCUGCCUUGGUACGUCAACCCAGCACAUAAAAAGCAGGUGCACGAGCACGUGCACAGAGUUUUGGAGAGCAAGUGUCGUCCCGGCAGCGCCAGGAAGAGCUUGUUGGCUCGACUUCCUGCUUCCCGUCACGUGACCCAGCCCUUCUUGUGGAGGGACGGCCCACUCGCCGAUGACCUCUUCCUGUUUCCACCGCCAUUUGGCUUCAGAAGUCUUCGGGGCAAUGUAAAGGAACUGCUGAAGCUGCUGCCAGACUCGCCACUGCCUGUAAAGACAGAUAAGUGUCGCCGCUGUGUGGUCAUGGGAAAUGGAGGCAUUCUCAGAGGCCUGGAGCUGGGCCCACUGAUCAACCGCUUUGACACCAUUAUCAGGUUAAACAGUGGUCCUCUGGGACAGUUCAGUGUUGAUGUCGGUAAUAGAACCACCAUCAGGAUGAGUUACCCAGAGGGAACCCCGCUCCGCUGGAUCGACACCGACCCAGACACUGUGUUUGUAGCCGUGGUGUACAAAGGUGUGGACAUCAGCUGGAUCUCCGCUAUGAUGAACAAGCUCACUGUGUCUCUGUGGGACUGGCUCUUCUUCUGGCAGACGGUUCCAGAUCAAAUCCCUCUCGAGCCCCACAGGUUCAGACUUCUAAACCCAGAAAUCAUCAGAGAGACUGCACUGGACCUGCUGAAAUACCCUCCACCAAGACAACUCCUGUGGGGAAGCGACCAGAACGUUCCUACCAUGGGUGUCGCUGCCCUGGAUUUGGCCAGUGUGCUGUGUGACGAGGUGAGCCUGGCGGGCUUCGGCUACAACCUGUCCCAGCAGGGGGCGCCCCUGCACUACUACGACGACCUGCACAUGACGGAGAUGCUGAAGCAGACAUCCCACAAUGUGGACAGAGAGACAAAACUCCUGCAAAGCUUGGUGAGAGAGGGAGCAGUCACCGACCUGACACAGGGGAUCCACUGCUCCUUCUGCCCCAUAUCUCUGAAAAGACAUCCCUGGUAAGCAGACUCUACUGUAUCAAACCUCUUUUUCCACUGCUUAUAAAGACAUUUUGUCCACUUCCAAAUGAAAUGUCAACACUGGAAAACAAAUGGAUCUGGAUUUAAAGUUGGAGGAAUGUGAGAAAAUGAAUAACACGUGGAUUGGUCUGCAAGAUGUUUUAAGGACGUUUCCAAAGCAGCUGUCAAAUACAUAAAGUCAAUGAAAAAGUAUUCCUUUACACUUUUAAUUUUAGCUUUUUAAAUGUGUUCUAUGUUCUCCACAGAAUGUGGCAUAUCAAUGUCCCUGUCAUUUUGUUCUGCUGAUUCACAAGAGCUCUGAUUUAUAUUUUGCACAACUUGUUUAUUCUGCAGUUCUCAAAUGGUUAGUCUGUGUUGAGCUAAAGCUUUAAACUCGAUCAAUUUCAGUUCACAACAUAUGAUUCUUCCAGAUAGUCACAUCGCUGUCAUAUUUAAAUGUGAAAUGCACACUGUUACAAGCAAUUUAGGACUUCAGAAUAACUGAUGUGGGUCCAAGAAAGGAUGAAGAUGAAGUUUUAUGAUUAGUUUGUAGAUUAGCUGUCUGAAUUCAUUGUACUCUUGUUAAACUAUGUAAUUGUGAAAAUGUAGGGUACAUAUUGGUGUAAAUAAAUACAAACAGUAAUUGAGUGAUUUAUUUGCAUGUGAAAUGAUUAUUCAUUAAUCAUUUCAAAUCAUUUGUUAAUUGUCUUUUAACAAUUAAGAUUUAAAGUGCAUACCUGCCCAGGGACUACAGGUGGAAAUCGGC